Messenger RNA from Polypterus senegalus (gray bichir), 1015 nucleotides. Its product is annotated as homeobox protein Hox-A6-like. Bases 226 to 930 code for a protein of 234 amino acids. Gene Ontology annotation, molecular function: DNA-binding transcription factor activity, RNA polymerase II-specific; RNA polymerase II cis-regulatory region sequence-specific DNA binding. Lineage: Eukaryota; Metazoa; Chordata; Cladistia; Polypteriformes; Polypteridae. Gene Ontology annotation, cellular component: nucleus. Gene Ontology annotation, biological process: anterior/posterior pattern specification; regulation of transcription by RNA polymerase II. The transcript has 2 exons. The record is from RefSeq and is a predicted model, not a curated record.
UAGCGGUUUUAAGUUUACUGCCUCCGUUGUUCUUGCUCCCAAGAGAGAUAUAAUUUCCGUGCGAAAUUCCUAUUGGCCAGGGCGCGAUCAGCUGGUUAUAUUUGCUGCUGUCCUUCUUGGCGUUUAGCCAUCUAGAAACAAACCACUUGGACUACUACAAGUACUGUGGUUACAGCUAGAUGUUCAAAUGCAAAACAAUUCACAACUUUAGGCUUUACAGUGCAAAUGAAUUCUUAUUUUGUGAACAACGUAUUCCCUAUCACUUUGUCCAGUGGCCAGGAUUCUUUUCUGGGACAGAUCCCUUUGUAUACAAAUGGCUAUGACCCAUUAAAACACUUUCCAUCGUCCUAUGGACCCACUGUGAUACAAGACAAGACAACUCCGUCACCAUGUUAUUAUCAACAGUCAACCACAGUAUUUAAUUCAAGAGUUCAGUGUGAUUAUGGACCAACUUGCUUUUACCCUGAAAAGGAAACAUCAAGCGCUUUGCCUACAGGCAGUAUCAAGGAAAGGGCUUGCAGCGAACACGUGCAGUGUAAUGCUGACCUGCAGUACAAAUCUUACUGUGCUGAAAAGAAAAUCUUAAAUAAUGAACUACUGGAACGGAGGCACGGUACUUCAGUUUACUCAUGGAUGCAACGAAUUAACUCAAGCGAUGAUUUAGGCCCCGUGUAUGGCUCAAAUGGAAGACGCGGAAGACAAACAUACACGCGAUAUCAAACUUUAGAACUUGAGAAAGAAUUUCAGUUUAAUCGUUAUUUAACUAGACGUCGUCGAAUUGAAAUAGCAAACGCAUUAUUUCUUAGUGAGCGGCAGAUUAAAAUAUGGUUUCAAAACAGACGAAUGAAAUGGAAAAAAGAGAAUAAAUUAUUGACCGCUAGUCAGAUUAAUGGUGAGGAUACUCCUGAAAACCCAAAAGAGGAACUGUAGUUUCUACCGGAUCUUUUUUCUUUUUCUUUUUCUAUAAAUUUUGAUUUAUCAUAUGGCAGUAGAUAGACAGACAGAUAGACAGACA